Messenger RNA from Solanum lycopersicum (tomato), 2889 nucleotides. RefSeq lists its product as uncharacterized. Gene Ontology annotation, cellular component: cytoplasm. Gene Ontology annotation, molecular function: exopolyphosphatase activity. Lineage: Eukaryota; Viridiplantae; Streptophyta; Magnoliopsida; Solanales; Solanaceae. The record is from RefSeq and is a predicted model, not a curated record.
UUGCCUAAUUAAGUCCAAAGCUUGUUAUCAUAUCGCUUCAACCAAAUUCUGCCCUUAUAUCUAUACUUCUACUAAUUAUGCCAAAGUAUGUCCAUCAAUAAUCUAUUGAGUGCAUAUAUGUUAAGCUUAUCAUGAGCUUUCGAGCAACUACAAAGUUAAUUUUCGUGUGAUCUUUAAAGCUCGUGAAAACAAUUACUAAUGUUUGCAUUAGGAUAGACUGUCUACAUCACACUAUUCGAGUGUGAUCCUUCCUUGACCCUAAUUAAUGCAGAAUGCUUUGUGCAUCAUGUUUUCCUGUUAAGCUCUGAUCAUUAGCACAUAUAUUUCACUUAUUGCAUGAUUUACCAAUUUACGUAGCCUGUUCUUUUUUUUAAUUUUCACAAGACUACACAAAGAAAAGACAAUCUUUGUGCCGGCCAAAUGUUACAAUAUUUCCUAUUCAUUUAUUUUAGCAAUGUCGUUUCUAUCUUCAUCUAAGAAUUUCCUGCAUUUCCAUUCGUAUUCUUCGAGAUUGUGCUUCCACACAUUUGAAUCGCACAAUGGAGAGGAGAUUCAACAGGAACCUGUCGAACGAGAGCAGAGGAUCCUCAAAGAACUUACAGAGGAUAAUUGCAGAGAACAGAAAGCCUGCUAGUCCUGUCCCUGACUUAACUGAUUUUAUGAAUGACAUGUUUUUCGGGACACCAAGUCCUGAUAAAAAAACAUAUAAUCUGAAGGGAAUUAACACGAAUUCGAUAGAGGAUGGUGAUGAUUUCGACUCAAGCACAAGGAGUGUUAGCAGCAGGCUAACUCAGGAGUGGCUACAGGAAGCUAAGCAAAUGGUAGCUUCCUCUCCUGGUCGAGGAAGUGAGUCGCCCCCAGGGCGGCUAGUCACUUCCCCUAGGUUCGCAACAUCUCAUGCUAGAAUUGAUUCUCCUACUGAAGGCAGAGAUCCCCUCUCUAGGUCUGCUAGAAGGCAUAGAUCAGUGGUGGGGUUCAGUGAAGAAAUCCUCUCAAAAACAGCAAAACACAACCGCAAUAAAUCAGAGCCGUUAAUGAUUGAUCCUCCUUCAGCCGGCACAUCCCCUUCAUCAAACGUUCAAGAUUGGUUCUCUCACAUCUUCAAGACUCCAAAUGAUGGGCCCACUUCUCCCAAGCCCAACAAUGAGCAACCCGCACUCAACCUCCCGCCCCGCCAAUCAAUCAGUCGCCGAACGCGGUUCCAUACGAACUCCAAUGCACCUCAGCAACACUCUAUCAACUCUCCAAAACGAACUUCCAAAAUUCCCGCCACCGGCUCAACGGACAAUGUAUCACACUUUUUAGAUGACAAGCCACUUUCUCCACCAAAAAGUCUCAUCGAAUCUUCUCACAGGAGGUCGAUUUCAUCGACGACAUGUUCGAUCCCGGAGUAUCCGGCACUUUCUCCUCCAAGGAAUUUGGUAGAGUUGGCUCAUCGGAGGAGUAUCUCUGCGUCUACGAGUGCGUUCGAGAAGGUUUUGCGAAAUAACAAUGUGGACGGAGAUGAAGUCAAGGAGGAAGAUUUGAAGAGUCAGGAACUGAAUCGGUUCUUGAAGGAGCAGAGAGACAAAAUCGACAACGUUUUUAGUGGACAGAUAAAAGGGAAAGCCAAAAUUGUGCUGUCUGGACCUUCCAACAGUACAAGCUCAAUGGUGGCUGCAAUUUGCUAUGCUUGGUUGUUGGAAAAUAGGACGAAGGCUAAUGAGCAAGGAGGAGAUGCAAAUACAAUUCAGGUGGUGGUUCCUGUGAUGAAUAUUACAAGAAGGAAAAUGUUGAAGCAGCGGCAAGUGGCUCGGCUUUUUCAUCUUGUUGGUCUUGAUGCCAAAUCUUUGCUUUUCUCCGAUGAGGUUGAUUUGGAAACACUACUGUUGGCUAAGCAGCUAAGCAUCCUUGUAGUUGGCGAAGACAUACUCAAAACUAAUGGAGAGGCAAUAUCAGGGUGUACUGUUCUUACUGACAAUUACUGUGAGGAUGCUUAUGAACUACUUCAGACACCUAUUUUGAAAAAGCUUCUGCUUGCAGGCAUACUUUUAGACACACAAAACUUGAGUGCAUCUUCUAAGGUGUCGAUGACAAGAGAUGUAGAAGCAGUUCAGCUGCUUUCAUUUGGCUCCACCCCUAACUACAGAAAUGCUUUUUUUGACCAAUUGAUGCAAGAUCCAAAGGAUGAUAGUUUUGUAGAUGUUAUGAGGCAGAAUUAUGGAAAUUCACCCAUUGAGAGUACCCAUAAAUAUAGAGCACAUCAAGUCUUGGAGAGGAAUUCCACCCCUCAAGAAAAUACACCAAGUUCAGAUAAGAUAUCUAAAGAUGUGAAGAAUGGGAAGAUAAAUAGAGUGUCACCAAACGCAGGUAAACCUUCAAUAACACCUAUACAUGCUUCUCCAGCAUCACCAGCAAAAUCAGCCGAUGCUUCACGUGGCAAAAACAAGACCUUCUUCUUAGCAAAGUGGUUUGGUUUUGGGAAGUGAUUAGUGAGUUAUUAAAUCUGCUAAAAAUAUGAGUAAUUUCGAUCAUGCAAUGCUCAAAUUUAGUCGGAGAACUGUCAAGUGAUAGAAAGUGAUUCUUUUUUUACAAUAUUAAUAGGGAUUUUUCAAAAUGUUUGGAGAGCUUUUUUGGUUGUUGGUCUUAUUUAAUUGAUUUUUUUUGUGUCUGGCCCAGGCUAUUUCCACAUGCUACAAUGUUUUUUUUUUUUACUUCUGGAUGUAUUUGGUUGAUUUUUUUUCCUAUGAAUCUCUGUCGACCUUGUAAUCCUUAUGGUAGAGCUAAUCUACAUGUGAUUUUAUACGAGAUAAAAUAUGAAAUAAGAAUAAGAACACUUAAAAACUUGUAUAUGUAGACUAUCUUCUGUUUUCCGAAUUACAAGUAUACUAGCUAGUGAAGUUAAAUCUA